Molecule: messenger RNA, 1973 nt
Organism: Mastomys coucha (southern multimammate mouse)
Lineage: Eukaryota; Metazoa; Chordata; Mammalia; Rodentia; Muridae
Gene: Fgf18
Product: fibroblast growth factor 18
Exons: 5
Coding region: 540-1163 (207 amino acids)
Biological process (GO): animal organ morphogenesis; regulation of cell migration; cell differentiation
Cellular component (GO): cytoplasm
Molecular function (GO): growth factor activity; type 1 fibroblast growth factor receptor binding; type 2 fibroblast growth factor receptor binding
Source: RefSeq, a predicted model, not a curated record
CGAUGCGCACGGCCGGAGAGACACGGAGGAGGAGACAUGAGCCGGCGGGCGCCCAGACGGAGCGGCCGUGACGCGUUCGCACUGCAGAUGCGCGCCCCAGCCUCGGAGCGCUGACCCCGGCCCCGCCAGCCUCGCGUCCCGGUCGCGGCGCCUCUGCCGCAGCCCCCGCCGUGCAUGCUGCCCCUGGACUGAACCGGCAGCCCGCGUCUCGCGAACGCCCAGACGGCCCUCCCGUCCGCCCGCUUCAGUCCAGCUUCCCCGCACCGGCCGGGUGCCUCCCGCACCGCGCUCGCCCCACAGCCCCCGCGCCGGCUCGGAGGGCGCAGCGCUCGGGAGGAGCCGCGCGGGGCGCUGAUGCCGCAGGGCGCGCCGCGGAGCGCCCCGGAGCAGCAGAGUCUGCAGAAGCAGCCGGCGAGGAGGGAGCAGCAGCAGCAGCGGCGGCGGCGGCGGCGGCGGCGGCGGAGGCGCCCGGUCCCGGCCGCGCGGAGCGGACAUGUGCAGGCUGGGCUAGGAGCCGCCGCCUCCCCCCCCGCCCCGCGAUGUAUUCAGCGCCCUCCGCCUGCACUUGCCUGUGUUUACACUUUCUACUGCUGUGCUUCCAGGUUCAGGUGUUGGCAGCCGAGGAGAACGUGGACUUCCGCAUCCAUGUGGAGAACCAGACGCGGGCUCGAGAUGAUGUGAGUCGGAAGCAGCUGCGCUUGUACCAGCUCUACAGCAGGACCAGUGGGAAGCACAUUCAAGUCCUGGGCCGUAGGAUCAGUGCCCGUGGCGAGGACGGGGACAAGUAUGCCCAGCUCCUAGUGGAGACAGAUACCUUCGGGAGUCAAGUCCGGAUCAAGGGCAAGGAGACAGAGUUCUACCUGUGUAUGAACCGAAAAGGCAAGCUUGUGGGGAAGCCUGAUGGUACUAGCAAGGAAUGCGUGUUCAUUGAGAAGGUUCUGGAAAACAACUACACGGCCCUGAUGUCAGCCAAAUACUCAGGCUGGUACGUGGGCUUCACCAAGAAGGGGCGGCCUCGCAAGGGUCCCAAGACCCGAGAGAACCAGCAAGAUGUGCACUUCAUGAAGCGUUACCCCAAGGGACAGGCCGAGCUGCAGAAGCCCUUCAAGUACACCACAGUUACCAAGCGAUCCCGGCGGAUCCGCCCCACUCACCCCGGCUAGGUUCGGCCACACUCACCCCCACAGAGAACUACAUCAGAGGAAUAUUUUUACAUGAAAAAUAAGGAAGAAUCUCUAUUUUUGUACAUUGUGUUUAAAAGAAGACAAAAACUGAACCUAAAGUCUUGGGGGGAGGGGCGAUCCACUGUUGACCUGAACCCCAUGACAAAGGACUCACACAAGGGGACCGCUGUCAACCCACAAGGUGCUUGCCUCUCUCUAGGAGGUGACAAUUCAAAACUCAUCCCCAGAGGAGGACUCGAACGAGGAAACUGACGCUGCGAGAAACCAAAGUCCUUUUCCCCCAAAGGUUCUGAAAGCAAACAAAACAAAAAGAAAACAACAACAAUAAAAAAAAAAAAAAAAAAAAAAAAAAAAAAAAAAAAAAAAAAAAAAAAAAAAAAAAAAAAAAAAGGAAAGUAGUGCCCCACCCCCAUCCCUUUCCCUGCCCUAGACUCCAACAAGAAUCGCUCUCUGGUUUGCAGUCAUUUAUUUAUUGUCCACUGCAAGCUGUCCCGCGACACCGCGCAGGGAAGGCGCCCCUCAGAAUUCUCCGCGCCUCGACCUUCCGACGACAGACGCCUCGUCCAAUCAUGGUGGCCUGCCUUGCCCGCAGUUCUGGAGGAUGCUGCUAUGGACCUUCCGUGACUCACGUGACUUAGUACACCAAUGAUAAGGGAAUAUUUUAAAACCAGCUAUAUUAUAUAUAUUAUAUAUAUAAGCUAUUUAUUUCACCUCUCUGUAUAUUGCAGUCUCAUGAACCAAGUAUUACUGCCUCAACAAUUAAAAACAACCCACAAAUUAUUUAAAAAA